Messenger RNA from Caenorhabditis auriculariae, 2550 nucleotides. The record is from the annotation of a GenBank genome assembly. NCBI's taxonomy places the organism in Eukaryota, Metazoa, Nematoda, Chromadorea, Rhabditida, Rhabditidae.
AUGGCGUUUCACACAAACUUCCCUCACAAUAGGAAACGGACGUUGUAUGUAGGUGGAUUCAGUGAGGAAGUCACUGAAAAGGUAGUUUAUCACAACCUUUUUGUUUAUUUUUCGUGGAUUUGGAGGUUCUAAUGUCGGCUUUCAUUCCGUUUGGCGAUGUUAUUGCCAUUUCGAUCCCGAUGGACUACGAGUCCGGCAAACACAGAGGCUUUGGGUGAAUUUUCGUUUUUUUUUUUGCUAGGUAAAUUAUCCAGCUUCGAAAAAAGUUUACCAAGAUGCUUUGUGAGAAUCAUACUUGAAUUCAAGUUCUAAAAAUAAAUUUCUCGCCUAUGCUCCUUUAAAUAAUAAUAUUUCAAGUUAAUGUGUAUUAAAACCCAUCUGGUAGCGUUAAAAUCGGCAAUCUUGAAAUUUCUUUGAACCAUAGUGAGGGACGAUAAACGGAAACUGAAUAAAAUGAAUGAGUUUAUAAGAAAAUUAGAAUUUUCAGGAAUUUUUCAGUAGUUUGUUUGAAUUUGAGGACGACUGUUUUAUUUAUUCGUGAUAUUUUUUUUUCAGAUUUGUUGAGUUUGACCUUCCCGAAGAUGCUGCCGCCGCCAUUGAUAACAUGAACGAGAGCGAAUUAUUCGGCAAAACUAUCAGGUUCUUUUUUUUUCAGCUUGAGUCGGGGUAAAGAGACUUCUAUGUAGAAAAGAAACUUUUAGAAAUUUGAAAUCAGUUCCAAUUUAGAUCUGAAGUUUAUAAAAACCGUGGCUUUGCAGGGUAAACUUUGCCCGACCGCCGAAAGCCACGGAAAGAUCACAAAGGCCGGUUUGGGCCGACGACGAAUGGCUGAAGAAGUACGGCCAAGGCGGCGAGAGCGCAGAAACGGCGACUGAAAAUGGUUCCGGCGGAGGACGAGGGCCUUCCACAGUCUUGCCUAGAGUCUACUUGGGCGUCAAAAUCGGCAUCAGGUUCGAUUUUUCGAUAAAUGACAGAAUAGCCUGUGAAGAUUGAGUCAUAGCCAAGAAAGCUUUGAAAAAAAGCCGAAAAAAAACAAGUAAAUAACUAGAUUUGAAAAAAAAAUCGUAAAUUAUUUUCUCCUUCCUGUUUUAAUUCAAAAUUUUAUGUCAUUCACGUUAGUUUCAAUGAAGUUAUAAUAGUAAUUUCAGCCUCAGAAAAUUAAUUCUUUUUCGGUUCAAUUGUGAAUAUUUGAGAAAAAAAGAUUUUUUUAAACUACAAUUUUAUUUAAUUUGGAGGGCCCUUCGAUCUUUUUGAGCGUUUUUUCGAGGCUUUUUUUUUACUUUUCUUUAGGCGUCAUUUUUGCGUCUCUUUAUUUUAUCAUCAUAGAAAUUUCCUCUGCUCCAUUUCUUACCUUUUCCACAUAAAAAUCAUCAUUUUUUUCCAGAUAUAUUGGCCGGAUCAUCAUUGAAUUGCGGUCCGAUGUUGCCCCGAGAACUGUCGAAAAUUUCAGAUGUCUUUGUACCGGUGAACGAGGUUUCGGUUAUGAAGGUACUUAUCUCAAAUUUAUUUUAGAAGCAAAGUUUUUCAUAUUUUCAGGCUCGCAAUUCCACAGAAUCAUCCCGAAAUUCAUGCUGCAAGGUGGAGAUUUCACAAAAGGUGACGGUACAGGCGGAAAAUCCAUUUAUGGGUCCAAAUUUGAGGAUGAAAAUUUCACGGUGAGUUCAUAGGGUCAGUAGCUUUUGAGGUGCAAUAAUUAAGAUUUUUCGCUUCGAGAACUUCAAAAAAAUUGUUCUUAUUUUUUUCGAAGCGAGAUUUUUUUCAAAAGUUCAUCUUAUAAUUAUUUCAGUUGAAACACGUUUUUUUCCCGGAACAGUUUCAAUGGCAAAUUGUGGACCCAACACCAACGGCUCGCAAUUUUUCAUUUGCACUGAGAAAACGGAUUGGCUCGACGGAAAGCACGUCGUUUUUGGACAAGUUGUUGAGGGAAUGAACGUCGUCCGGCAGAUCGAACAACAGGUUCGGUUUUUUUUUUUUGAGAUAUCAAUCAAUAAAUCUUAGUGAUAUCUUAUACUAUCAAAAACAAUAUUAGAGGAACAAAAAAGGGAAAUUAAAAAUCGAGUUUGGAACUUUUCCUUCAAAGGUUUUGUCAUGUCUCUAGGACUACUAGGAAUGUUUUGCCAUCACCUUGGAAAUUUCGGCAGUUUCAAAUAAAUUUCGUGAAGAUUCGCUCCUGAGACUUCCGAAUAGUUUUCCAUAAGGCGUUCGAAGAUAUUACGACGCGAAUUGAAUCCAAGGGUCUUCUUUAGGGCUUCUAAUUCAUCUUAAUUGACUUAUUCAAUCGAAUUAGGCGCCUUUCUUCAGAUUCCUAAAUUGUUCCAAGUUUUAUACUUUCCUUAGCGGCUUGGGAGGAUAAGCGUUAUUUUCGUCAGAGCUGCUGUUUUUCAGGGAAGCCCGUCAGGAAAGCCCUCGAUGGUGGUGAAAAUCGUCGAGUGCGGCGAGUUGGAGCCUGAGAAGCGGAUAGCAGCCGAAGCUUUGAAAGAUACCCAGGAAGAGAAAGAAAAUACCGAAGAAACUAACGGCGAAGCGACAGAACAAACUGUCGAAGCUUGA